CCAUGUUUCUAUUUCUGGUUCUUUUUUCUUUUUUAACUCUACCCCCACCCUGGGGCUUGAACUCAGGACCCUGAAAUCAGAUCCCAAAAUUCAGAGUCGUCUGCUCUACCGACUUUGAUCCAGCCAUGUGCCCCACCUAUUUCCUGUUCUGAUCACAUUCAUUAUCUUGUCAAUUCUUACAUUAAUUCCAUAGGGUAGAUAUUAGUUUCACAGCUGAGGAAACGGAGCCUCAGGAGAAGGAAUUUGCCCUAAUAAUAUUGUAAAGCUGAGAACUGGCUUUGGCAUUGUUUGGCUUUAAAACACUCUCUAUUCAAUGCUUCAUUUACUUAACAGCAUGCUACUUUCCCAGGUUUUAACCACCAUUUCGGACUCAUUCACUCAUUUACUCAAUAAAUACAUAAUUGCAUACCUGCUAUGUGUCAACUAAUAAAGAAGCAUCUAAAUAAAAAUAAAACCCACCAUGUGCUAUGCAAAUGAUGACAAACGGAUAUACUAGCGAGUGCGGGCAGAGGCGGGUUAUUCUACUUCUGGGAACCCUCCCCCUGCCCCUCGGAAACACACACAACCUGACCCCCCACACUCCGAAACGCACGCACGCACAUUGACAACCUGCUCCGUGUAAAACGGUUAGAUGACCGUAGCUAACGGAGACUCGAGAUCAGGAAGGCAGGCUGGUCGCCCACCUGGGUGCGCUGACAGCCUUGGUUGGUACCGGGAAAACGGGAGUUUUGUUUUUUACCCGGACUUCUAUUCCGAAAUGUCUCAGCUCAUAGAGACCGAAGGGGAGAGUUGUGGCUGGCUCAGAACCAGGCUCGAGGCUCCACAGAGACACGCCUUAUCGGACCCGACUUAAACCCAACUGGGGACACUCAGGCUCCACAGAAUGUGCUCAGGAAGAAUGAUUUGACCAGGUGCAAAUCCCCACUCGUCCUCCGCGUGGAUCAGGAGGCGAGCGUCACGUGACGCGCGUCACGUGGCGCCGGGGCGGGGCCUGUGGCCCCGCCCCCGAGAGGCCUUUUCCCGGACGCCGGAAGCGCUAGCGCGGAGCUUCUGAGCGGCUGGGUCGCGCGCCCUCCGCCAUGGCGACCAGGGCAAAGCGCCGGCGGGUGGCGGGGCCUGUGGGAGGCGACGCGGACCCGGACCCGGACCCUGUGGCCGGCUUCCUGAGCUGGUGCCGGCGGGUGGGGCUGGAGCUGAGUCCCAAGGUGGCGGUGAGCCGGCAGGGCACGGUGGCCGGCUACGGCAUGGUGGCCCGGGAGAGCGUGCAGCCCGGGGAGCUGCUGUUUGCCGUGCCGCGGGCCGCGCUCCUGUCGCAGCACACCUGCUCCAUCGGCGGCCUGCUGGAGCAAGGUGGGUGCGCCGGCGGGGUGCGACAGGGAGGCGUGCCGCGGGGCCGCGCCGGUGCUCUCACCUCUGUGUCUCUCUCAGAGCGAGGCGCGCUGCAGAGCCAGUCGGGCUGGGUGCCGCUGCUGCUGGCGCUGCUGCACGAGCUGCAGGCCCCGGCCUCGCCCUGGAGCCCUUACUUUGCGAUGUGGCCGGAGCUAGGCCGCUUGGAGCACCCGAUGUUCUGGCCCGAGGAGGAGCGUCGGCGAUUGCUGCAGGGCACGGGCGUACCCGAGGCGGUGGAGAAGGACUUGGCUAACAUCCACACUGAAUACUAUUCCAUCGUAUUGCCGUUCAUGGAAGCCCACCCGGAUCUUUUCAGCCCCAGGGUUCGCUCCCUGGAACUCUACCACCAGCUCGUGGCUCUUGUGAUGGCGUACAGCUUUCAGGAACCACUGGAGGAAGAGGAGGAUGAAAAGGAGCCAAACUCCCCUUUGAUGGUGCCUGCUGCAGACAUACUAAACCACUUAGCCAAUCAUAAUGCCAAUCUAGAAUACUCUCCAAAUUGUCUUCGGAUGGUGGCCACUCAGCCCAUUCCUAAAGGCCAUGAAAUUUUCAACACUUAUGGACAAAUGGCUAAUUGGCAACUCAUUCAUAUGUAUGGUUUUGUUGAACCAUAUCCCGACAACACGGAUGACACAGCUGACAUUCAGAUGGUGACAGUUCGUGAAGCAGCAUUACUGGGAACAAAAGUUGAAGCUGAAAGGCUCCUACUGUAUGAACGCUGGGAUUUCUUAUGCAAACUGGAAAUGGUAGGGGAAGAGGGAGCCUUUGUAAUUGGGCGGGAGGAGGUGCUCACUGAAGAGGAACUGACCACCACACUCAAGGUACUAUGCAUGCCUGCUGAGGAGUUCAGAGAGUUUAAAGACCAGGAUGGAUGGGGAGAUGAUAAAAGGGAAGAGGAGAGCUUGACAGUCACAAAUAUCCCCAGGCUGAAAGCAUCAUGGAGACAGCUGCUUCGGGACAGUGUUUUGUUGACCCUGCAAACCUAUGCCACAGACUUAAAAUCUGAACAAGAUUUACUAAGUAACAAGGAGGUCUACACCAAACUCAGCUCGAGGGAACAGCAGGCCUUGCAGGUUCGCUAUGGUCAGAAGAUGAUCUUACACCAGUUGUUGGAACUGACAAGUUAGCAGGUUCCCUGUUGCCUGAAAGACCAUCCACAAGAACUUUAUUCUAAGCUCGCAUUCAUUGAUGCUUGAAAAAAAGGAAAAUCUGGGUCUUUUGCUUUUCCUUUAAUAAAUA
This is a messenger RNA of Acinonyx jubatus (cheetah), 2628 nucleotides long. It is a transcript of the gene SETD6, whose product is annotated as SET domain containing 6, protein lysine methyltransferase. The transcript has 8 exons. Gene Ontology annotation, cellular component: nucleus. NCBI's taxonomy places the organism in Eukaryota, Metazoa, Chordata, Mammalia, Carnivora, Felidae. The record is from RefSeq and is a predicted model, not a curated record. Gene Ontology annotation, molecular function: protein binding; protein-lysine N-methyltransferase activity. Gene Ontology annotation, biological process: peptidyl-lysine monomethylation. Bases 1080 to 2516 code for a protein of 478 amino acids.